UUAUUAGCCCCAUUGCCCCAAUUUACUAGUUAAACAAAAUUCAAAAUAAAAGUAGAAAUUCUCAGCCCAACUCUCCCUCACUGCCGCCGCCCGAACCGCCCCGCCCCUCCUCCUCCGGCAGUACUCACACCACGGCACGUCGGCAGCAGCGCUGAAAACCUGCUGCAGUCCGCCAGCUGCACUGCCUCUCGGGCCUCAGCGCCUCCGCCCGGCCUUCCCAGCAGCAGCCAGCAAGUAAUUCAUUCCUUCAAGGCUUUGAUUAAAAAACAUGAAGACAUAGAAGAUUGUUGUCCUGAACAAUACAUGCUUAGACGGGAAAUCUAUGCAGCUGAUUUCUUUGCUUUAAUAUAUAUAGAUUUAUUCUCGGAGUAGGGUCAACAUUACUCUCGUUCUAUCUGUUCGGGUCAAAGUAAUUUGUCUACGGUUCUUCCAGAAGCAGAAUGGAGAUUGAUUAUUGGAACAAGCUUGUACUUGCCCCGAUGGUCCGAGUUAUGAGCUUUAUAUUAAACCUUAGGGCACGAUGCCAUUCAGGAUGCUGGCUGCUGAAUAUGGUGCUCACAUCACAUAUGGCGAGGAGAUAAUUGACCACAAAAUCCUUAAAUGCGAGCGACGAGUCAAUGAUGUGCUUGGGACUAUUGAUUUGGUUGAGAAAGGAACAGAGAGUGUAGUUUUCAGAACAUGUCCUGAAGAAAAAAAUCGGGUGGUGUUCCAGAUGGGAACUUCAGAUCCUGUGAGAGCUCUUCGUGCUGCCCAAACUGUGUGCACGGAUGUUGCUGCGGUGGAUAUAAAUAUGGGUUGCCCCAAGGCCUUCUCUAUUAGUGGUGGAAUGGGUGCCGCACUCUUGAGCAAACCAGAUCUCAUUCAUGAUAUUUUAACAACAUUGAAAAGAAAUCUUGAUACACCAGUAACAUGCAAGAUUCGUCUAUUGAAAUCACUCCAAGAUACUGUAGAACUAGCACGAAGAAUUGAGAAAACUGGAGUUUCUGCUUUAGCUGUCCAUGGAAGGAAAGUUGCUGAUAGGCCAAGAGAUCCAGCUAAGUGGAAUGAAAUUGCUGAUGUUGUAGCUGCUGUCUCUAUUCCAGUUAUAGCAAAUGGUGAUGUAUUUGAGUAUGAAGAUUUUGAACGCAUUAAAGUGGCAACAGGUGCUUCAUCUGUGAUGGUUGCUAGAGGCGCACUUUGGAAUGCCUCCAUUUUUUCUUCUAAAGGAAAAUUACCCUGGGAAGACGUUAAAAGAGAGUAUCUUAGGAAGAGCAUCUUGUGGGAUAAUGAUGUCAAGAGCACUAAAUACACCUUGAAGGAAAUGAUCGUGCACUAUUCGUGUCUUGAACUCCCUGAAGGAAAGGCUAUAAAUAAGUCUGAGACCUUGGCGGAUCUGGCACGAUUAUAUGAGGAGGAUAUGUACUACAAGCAUGUUCUUAAAAGUCGGUCAUCCUUUUGAAGAAGUAGAUAACAUUAUUUGAUUGUCAAGGAGACGACAGGUUCGCCUAAAUUUAUGGUGCAACUUUUUUGGAGCAUAUAAGAGCAUUUUGGUUUAGAAAAUUGUGCAGAGAUUGUGUUGUUGUAUUUCCAUUUUCACUAAAUUUACAGGUCAUUUUUUGUUUUCACGAACAUCAUAAUUAUGAGUAGCCAAAGGUUAACUUUCAGGGGAAAAGAAUAUAUUUGAUGGAUUUACGUUGCUACUGCACACCAGGAAACAAGGAAUGUAUUUUUUGAACAAGUUUAUAUUUAAAGUGCGAUGUUACUUUAUUUA
Messenger RNA from Salvia miltiorrhiza (redroot sage), 1750 nucleotides. RefSeq lists its product as uncharacterized. Gene Ontology annotation, biological process: tRNA dihydrouridine synthesis. The transcript is spliced from 10 exons. The record is from RefSeq and is a predicted model, not a curated record. Gene Ontology annotation, cellular component: cytoplasm. NCBI's taxonomy places the organism in Eukaryota, Viridiplantae, Streptophyta, Magnoliopsida, Lamiales, Lamiaceae. The coding region runs from base 521 to 1438 and encodes 305 amino acids. Gene Ontology annotation, molecular function: tRNA dihydrouridine synthase activity; flavin adenine dinucleotide binding.